Messenger RNA from Owenia fusiformis, 2561 nucleotides. The record is from the annotation of a GenBank genome assembly. NCBI's taxonomy places the organism in Eukaryota, Metazoa, Annelida, Polychaeta, Sabellida, Oweniidae.
GAGCACAGUUCCGAUUUAGGUUUAACUUAAAUGGUUUUGUAUUAUGGUGCGGGAAGGUAUACGUCACUAUGCACCAAUAGGCUAGAAAUUCACGGAAACUAUACAUAUAGAAUACACUUAUUCAAUUAUAAUGGAAUCGGUAGGUAUGAAGAGCAAAUCAUAGAUCACCAACUAAUAACAACAACGAUGUUGGAACCCAAAGAUGGCGAUGAGGAUGCAAUGUCCACUUCUUUAUCAACAAACAGAAGAAUGUCAAGGCAAUCGUCUGCAAAUUCUAUGAUAUCACGCGCAAGUCGUCUGCAUCAAAAAAGUGCCAAACUUCACAGAACUCCUGGACAAUCUGUUUCGUCUGGAGUAGGUGACAUUUCAAAGGUUGAAAACAAAAAUAAUGUAGAUCCAACUACAAAUCAAGCAGAAACUCUUAUUACUGCACUACCAGAUGAUGAUCAGUCAGAAACAACAAAGAAUCUCAAGGCGUCAGAUGAAGAACCUAAAACUGACAUUGAUUUGGAUGACAAUGAUUUAUAUAGUGAAAAGGGAGACGUAUUUGAUAAUGAAGCACCAUUUGAAAUUGACAUUGAAAAUGAGGCUGAUUAUGACACUGACUUAGAAGUGGAUGAAGAAGCCUUCCUCAAAGAGGAUGAGAUGACUGAUCCGGGUGGAAAGGAUGAUUAUGUUAAAAUGUGCAAAUCUCUUGGUGUUAUACCAGUCUCUUAUUUUAUGAGGCACAUCAAGGAUCCCAACUUUACAAUGAAGCACCAUGGGCUGGGCUCCAGUGGAUCCACAUCUAUAGGAUAUUCUUUGGAGAAUAAUACAAAGAUGGUAAAGGUGAACCUUGAAGACAACUUUCUUACAAAAAAUGGCGCCAUUGGACUUGCAAAACAUCUAAAAGAAAACAUGUAUAUAACCGAACUGACGUUAUCUGAGAACAAUAUAGGCAAUGAUGGUGCUAAAGCUCUCUGUGAGAUGUUAACUGAAAACCAUGUAAUAAACAAACUGAACUUGUCAGGCAAUGAGUUCACGUGUGCAGCUGCCGAACACUUCUACAAAAUGCUGGAGCAUAAUACAUCAUUGAAACAUCUAGUUCUAUCCCAUAAUAACCUGGAAGAGAGGGGCGCCAAGAUUUUCAAGGAUAUACUGAUGAUGACAGAGUCCCUGGAAUCACUAGAUCUCAGUUGGAACCACAUACGGAUGAAAGGCGCAGUUGCCAUUUCUGAUGGGCUAAAGGAAAACAUAGGACUAAAGACCAUAAACUUAGCAUGGAAUGGGUUUGGUUUUCACGGUGCGAAGGCAAUGGGCACCGCACUGUGUCACAAUAGAUCUCUGCUUGACCUUGACAUUAGUGCCAACAGGAUUCCCACAGAGGGCGCUAUGUUCCUUGCAAAAGGGCUGAAGGUCAAUGACAUUCUCCAAGUCCUUAAGCUCGGACAAAACCCCCUCGAUCUACCCGGGCCCAUGGCUAUUCUCCUCGCAGUAGCAAAGAAUGAUAGUUCUAACUUGGUCUACGUCGAUAUGACCAGUAUUUUUGUAUCUGAAGACUUCGAGGAAAAACAAAAGGAACUCCAGAAAGAGCGGGCAAUAACCGUAAUACAUGGAGGCACAACAGAAAAUAAGAUGGACCUUAGCUUCUUUAAUAACGUCAGUAAAGCUAUCACCAAGGACCCUAUGGGCUUCCUCAGAGACUAUUGUGCCUCCAGGGGGUACAGGCUGGUCGAUAUGUUUAGAGAGUUUGACAAAGAUCAAAGCAUGCAAGUCAGCAGAGAGGAAUUUAUCAGAGGAGUACAGAUGAUGGGCAUACCGAUGCGACUUGACCAAAUAGAUGAUCUCAUUACAUCUUUGGACAAGAACGGAGAUGGUGAAAUAGAUUACGCUGAGUUACUAUCCGGAGACAAGGAGUAUUUGAAAGCACAAAAAGCUCUCCAAGACGCCAUCAAUAAGAAGGAUGCGGAUAGAGAUGAGAAGAAAAAAGAGAGUACCUUUGGCAAACUUUUAUUUAACUCUAUGGGGCCAUUGGCAGUGGAGCAGGCAAUGGAGAAUUGUAUACUAGAUGAUGGUGAUGGAGAUGAAUAAAGAUAACAAUUUAUUUCCUGGACUUGCCUUGUCUAAAAUAUGAAAUAUUUACACAUCAUUUGUGGCUGAGCCAUAGGGGUUGAAAUAGGGGAGCCAAAUGACAAGUGGUCAGAAUGUUACCUUUUCAGUAAAACAUCGUUUGGGUAGUUAGUUGACUCUCAUUUCUGGAGGCCAAUGAUGUUUUUCAAUACAAUCUCAUGCGAACAUUUUACGGUGUUAUGCUACAUGCCAUGUGCACGAUCACUUGUGAUUUUGACUGUGACAAAUUUAUUUGCUUGCCUCUUGUAAAAAUACAAAUUAUUUACAUUAUAUGUUACAUGAAUGCUUAAUUUUAAUUUAUAUACACAUUGUAAAAUAUACACUUGCAAACUCCCAGUUCUACAUAAUAUUGUUCAAUAUUGGUCGAGAUUCAUUGUCUGACUCUAUCACUUAGUUUACAGUUCAUCGUGCAUUCCAUGAUAUGUUCAAGUGCCACUGGAACGCAGCACUCU